UCCGGCGUCCCUGGCUCCCUUGCCCUUGGCCUCCCCUCCGGUCCUUCCCUACUUGUACCAGCCCUUCUUUUCCAAUUUCAUCCUCUCCCUCCAAUUCUACUACUACAACUCCCCCUCGCCACCCUCCCUCUCCCUCUCUCUCUCUCUCGCCGCCCACACCACCGCACUCCAGCCAGUGUGUGGGAGGGAGAGGCGAAGAGGAGGCCGGCUGCUUGCUUGCUUACCUGCUAGCUAGCUGGAUAUAGCUAGAAUUCCCUACAAUUCAGUACUGCUGCUUCCCCAAUUGCUCUACGGGUUGCUUCUACAGCUCUACAAGUACGCAAUUCAAGGUGGGGGAGCCAAGCCGGCCGGCCAUACUAGUUCUUGCCUUUGCGAGCUCUGGUGUCUCCCAUCCACCAGGUGGGAGAGUUCAGGGCGGAGGAGAAGAGGCGGCGGUGCCGUCGGGCGGCACCCAUGCAGCAGCACCAGGGUGGCGGGUCCCAGUACGGGGCCGCGCCGCCGGACAUGGGCCCGUUCUCGCCGACGCAUGCCUCGGCGGUACCCCUGCCGCUGAGCAGCCGGCCACCGCCGCCGCCGGCGGCAUCUCAGACUCAGCCUCAGCCGCCGCCGCAGCAGCAGCAGCUGCCGAGGGCGAGCUACGACGAGCUGGCCGCUGCGUCCAGCGCCGGCGCCGGCGGCUUCCCAGAAGACGACAUGCUGGGCGACGCCGGCGGCAGCGGCGGCGGCGGCGGGUCGGGAGCCGGCGGCAACCGGUGGCCACGCGAGGAGACUCUGGCCCUCAUCAGGAUCCGGUCGGAGAUGGACGCCACGUUCCGCGACGCCACCCUCAAGGGUCCCCUCUGGGAGGAGGUCUCCAGGAAGCUCGCGGAGUUGGGCUACAAGAGGAGCGCCAAGAAGUGCAAGGAGAAGUUUGAGAACGUCCACAAGUACUACAAGCGAACCAAGGAAGGACGCGCCGGGAGGCAGGACGGCAAGAGCUACCGCUUCUUCUCCGAGCUGGAGGCGUUGCAUGCCACGGCGCCGCAGACGCCGCAACCGCAGCAGCAGCUACCGCCGGUUAGCAGCGGCACCCACGCGAUGCACGCCUUCGCGCCAACGGUUUCCGCGCCGCCGCCGAUGAGCUCAAUGCCGCCGCCACCGGGGCCGAUCCAGCCGGCGCCCAUAUCUUCCGCGGCUCCAGCGGUGUCCCUGGAGCUGCCGCCGCAGCCGCUUAUCAACCUUCAAGGCUUCAGCUUCUCGUCCAUGUCGGGGUCAGAGUCGGACGACGAGUCUGAAGACGACGAGAUGACGGCGGAGACCGGCGGCAGCCAGGACCACCUCGGCAAGCGCAAGCGAGGCGCCGGCGGCAAAAAGCUGACGACUUUCUUCGAGGGGCUCAUCAAGCAAGUCGUCGACAGGCAGGAGGAGAUGCAGCGGCGGUUUCUGGAGACUAUGGAGAAGCGGGAAGCGGAGCGCACGGCGCGGGAGGAGGCGUGGCGCAGGCAGGAGGUAGCCCGCCUCAACCGCGAGCAGGAGCAGCUCGCCCAGGAGCGCGCCGCGGCGGCCUCACGCGACGCCGCCGUCAUCUCCUUCCUCCAGCGCAUCGGCGGCCAGUCCGCGCAAGUCCCUCCCGUAGGGACUGUCGUCCAGAUGCCCACACCAGUGCAGCUCCAGACCCCUCCGCUGUCCAAGCAGCCUGCAGCUAGACAGCACCAGCCGCAGACAAAUCCACCGCCGCCGGCUCCAAUCCCAGCUGCGCCCCUCCAGCAGCAACCGCCGCAGCCGCAGCACAAGGAGACGACUCACCACGAGGCAGUGACGCCGCGCAGCGCGCCACCGACGUCUGGCUCAUCACUCGAGGUUGUGCCCGCGGCGGAGCAGCUCGCCGAGAGCGGGCUAGGAGGGGAAGGCGGGUCGGCGUCGUCGUCGCGGUGGCCCAAGACAGAGGUGCACGCACUUAUACAGCUCCGCAUGGAGCUAGAUAUGCGCUACCAGGAGACCGGGCCGAAGGGUCCGCUCUGGGAGGAGAUCUCGGGCGGGAUGCGGCGGCUGGGGUACAACCGGAGCUCGAAGCGGUGCAAGGAGAAGUGGGAGAACAUCAACAAAUACUUCAAGAAGGUGAAAGAGAGCAACAAGAAGCGGGCCGAUGACUCCAAGACCUGCCCAUACUUCCAUCAGCUCGACGCCAUCUACCGCAGAAAGCACCUCACCGGCGGCGGCGGCGGCGCCUCCUCGGCCAAUGUCGCCGGUUCGGUAGCCGCCACCACACUCGACCAGCAGAACCCGAACCGGCACGAGAUAGAGGGGAAGAACAUAAACGACAGCGACAAGAGGAACAACGGCGGCGCGCAGGUGCCAACCAGCAAUGGCGACACGGCGCCGACCACAGCCACGUUCGACGUCGACAGAGGCAUGAAGAAGCUAACCGGAUAUGCGCUUGCCGUGAAGCCAGAAGACAUUGUGAGGGAGCUGAGCGAGCAGCCGCCCCGGGAGUUCACAACGGACGAGACCGACAGUGACGACAUGGGCGAUGACUACACCGACGACGGUGAGGAAGGCGAGGACGACGGGAAAAUGCAGUACAGGAUACAGUUCCAGAGGCCGAACACCGCCGGCGCCAACACCGCGCCUCCACCGGCAACAACCCCGGCGUCCGCGGUGCCAACCUCGACUCCGACGAGCACCUUCCUCGCCAUGGUUCAAUAGGCCGGCGCGCGCGAACGAUGCAUCACCAAGUACGUACGCAUUCAAAGAAAAAUAAAACUCAAAGCAUCACCAAUUGGUCCAAUUCACCAUCUCAUCUCUCACUCCACCACCACCAUCACAAACACCAUGCAUCAGCAACGACGACUCUUCUUGUCCACCUUGUAAUUCUCCCGUUCCAUUCCAUUAUUUAUUGAUUUCUUUGUGUAAUAAGAACCCUCUCUGAUCUCCCCUUAACCCGAGGAAGCAGAGGGGGUGGUAGAGAAAAAUGAGUCCGGGUAACUUAAUUAUCUAUAGGUCAUCUCGUCGUGUUAAACAAGAAUUGUACAUCGAUGUAACAGUCCCAGAUGUCUCCGUUUUUCUUUUUCUCCUUCCCCUCCGGCGACGGCGGUAUACAAGUUUGUAUACGGGUAUACAACAAUUACAUACAUUUCCAGCAAUUUGGAGCAGAGGUCA
Molecule: messenger RNA, 3138 nt
Organism: Oryza brachyantha (malo sina)
Lineage: Eukaryota; Viridiplantae; Streptophyta; Magnoliopsida; Poales; Poaceae
Product: trihelix transcription factor GTL1-like
Exons: 3
Coding region: 454-2685 (743 amino acids)
Source: RefSeq, a predicted model, not a curated record